CGCGAAACACGCGGAUUGAGGCGCGUAUUGAUUUCUAAUGAAAUUGGUUGCAGCAAGGCCCAUCAAUCCCUGCACGUGCCCAUUUCACUUGUGUCGGUCGUCAUUAGUUGAUCCUCUAUCGUCUUUGCCAUCAAAAAAGAUAAAAUCUCGAUCCCAUUCAUUUUAUAUACUCUAAAGAGUGAACACCGAUUUUAUAAACGGUUUUUGGCAGCGAUAUAGGCACAGAUCGACUUGUCGAAGAAGUCUCUAAAAAAGCUUGAAAACACUGACUACUCGGUCUCAGUGCAUGUUGACUUGACGGUUUUACACAGCAAAACCACGUGUGUACUUAAUUAAUUUUCAUUGUUCGUGAGGUCUGUCAAAUAUAUUCUUUCACAAUGUCUGACAACUGGGAUGAAGGUGGAACCACGACAUCAUUUGGUGGUGGCUUGACAGCAGGAUCUGGCCGUGGGUGGGGACGAGGAAUGGGCUUUUCAGAUUCCAACACAGACAAAAAGCCUGGCUUUGGUGGGAAAACGAAUGGUUUCACUUUCAGUGCAAACAACAAUGACGAUGACUGGGAUGAAGGAAAUAAGGAAAACAAGUCUAGUUUUGGCUUUGGCGGAGGGUUCGGCGACGAUGCACCAAGGGGUGGAGGCUUCGGUGGCAAGAGCAAGUCAUUUGGUGGCGGUGGAGGAGACCGUUCAUGUUUCAAGUGUGGAGACACUGGUCAUAUGUCCAGAGAAUGUCCAAAAGGUGGCGGUGGCGACCGGUCGUGUUUCAAGUGUGGGGAGACAGGUCAUAUGUCAAGAGAAUGCCCAAGUGCUGGCUCUGGUGGUGGUGGUGGUGACCGAUCAUGUUAUAAAUGUGGAGAGGCUGGCCACAUUUCAAGAGAUUGCCCAAGUGCUGGCUCCGGUGGUGGUGGUGGUGACCGAUCAUGUUAUAAAUGUGGAGAGGCUGGCCACAUUUCAAGAGAUUGCCCAAGUGCUGGCUCCGGUGGUGGUGGUGGUGACCGAUCAUGUUAUAAAUGUGGAGAGGCUGGCCACAUUUCAAGAGAUUGCCCAAGUGCUGGCUCUGGUGGUGGUGGUGGUGGUGGCAGCGGCUGUCGUAAAUGUGGAGAAGAUGGUCACUUUGCGAGGGAGUGUCCCCAAGCUCGUAAAACCAAAACCAAGAGUUUUAAAUUCAGUCGUCAAUCCUCUUCAUCGGAAGGCGGAGGUGCUGGUGCCAGCAAAGGUUGCUUCAAUUGUGGCAGUGAGGACCAUCAGAAGAAAGACUGUACUGAGCCCCCUAAGCCUCGUGUGGGUGAAGAUGGCAAACCAUUGCCUGAACUCUACAUCCCACCUGCCCCAACUGAUGAUGAAGGCGAGAUGUUCAAGGGAGUAAGCGAGGGUAUCAACUUUGCCAAGUACGAUGAUAUUCCCGUAGAAGUCACUGGACGCGAUAAACCUGGUCAUAUUGAGAAGUUUGAGGACUCUGGUAUCUACGAAACUUGCAUGAACAACAUUCGCAAAGCCAACUACCACAAGCCUACCCCGAUCCAAAAGUAUGCCAUUCCAAUUAUUCUGAAAGGUCGUGAUGUGAUGGCGUGUGCCCAAACUGGCUCUGGAAAGACGGCUGCUUUCCUCCUGCCAAUCAUCACCGGAAUGGUCCGUGAUGGCUGCAGUGCGUCCCAGUUCGACACCAUUUCUGGUACAAAGACGCAGACCCCAGAAUGUGUAGUGAUCGCACCAACGAGGGAAUUGGUCGUGCAGAUUUACAAAGAGGCCCGAAAAUUCUCUCACAAUUCUGUGAUUCGUCCUGUUGUCGUGUAUGGUGGUACUUCAGUCGGUCACCAGAUAAGACAAGUUGAAGGUGGAACCAACAUUUUAGUAGCUACACCAGGCAGACUUAAGGACUUUGUGACUCGGGGUGUAAUAAGCUUCUCAAAAUGCAAGUACUUAGUUCUUGAUGAAGCUGACAGGAUGUUGGACAUGGGCUUCGGGCCUGCUGUACGGAAACUAGUGGAGGAAACAGACAUGCCAGGAAAGACGGGAAGGAACACGUUGAUGUUUUCUGCUACAUUCCCCGAAGAGAUCCAGCGCUUGGCUGCAGAUUUCUUGAACGACUACUUGUUCGUGACGGUUGGACGUGUUGGAGGUGCCAACACCGAUGUCUCCCAGAGUAUUGUUCAGGUCGAUACAUAUGAUAAGAGGGAGAAGCUGUGUGAGAUUAUAAGUGAAACGGGUACCGACAGAACAUUGGUGUUCGUGGAGACAAAGAGAAAUGCUGAUUUCUUAGCUUCCUACCUUUCCCAGUCAGGAUUUCCUACGACCAGUGUUCACGGUGAUCGUCAGCAAAGAGAGCGAGAAGACGCCUUGAAUGACUUCCGCACCGGCAAGGCACCAAUUCUGGUCGCGACAUCAGUGUGUGCCCGAGGUUUGGACAUCCCAGACGUGAAGCAUGUCAUUAAUUACGACUUGCCGUCUGAGAUUGAAGACUAUGUUCAUCGAAUUGGUCGCACAGGACGUUGUGGCAACAUCGGCAAGGCUACCAGUUUCUUCACGGGUGAUGCCGAUGGCAAAGUGGCAAGGCAGUUGGUCAAGAUCCUUUCUGACGCCCAACAAGAGGUGCCAGCAUGGUUGGAAACUGCUGCAGAAGGAGAAGUUGGAACAUCGGGAUUCACUGGCAUGGGUGGAGCCUUUGGGGGCAAAGAUGUCAGGAAAGGAAGGGGCGGCGGCGGUGGUGGUGGUGGUGGUGGUGGUGGCAAUGACGACUGGGGCAAUGCUGGAAUGAGGGGUGGCGGCAAUGUCGGAUUUAGUGCAGGAGGCGGUGGAUUCGGAGGUGGCGCCACCAACGACGAUGAAGAAUGGGACUAGGACAUCCAAGCAGAAUGGUCAAGAUCAUUAUUGGACUCUAUUUCAUUUGUUGUCACUUUUCUCUGGAGCUGCUAUGGAAGCAAUUCGUAAUGAUUGUGUGUUGUAUGUGGAAUGACUUAUGGCUUUUGCUUAUAGACAUAAUAAAGUUUUCUAUGGAGGCAGAGACCUUAUAGGGCCGUAAAUGCCUGAAACGAUAAUGAAGAUAAUAAUAACACAAAAGUAAGGACGUCGGAUUGAGUGAAAAACAUUGGAGUCAAACAUGGAGUCCAGCCAGACUUAAGUGUUCAGGAAGACAUGCCUAUAAUAUUAAGCCUGGUCAGAUUUGGCUUUGAUUCAUUGGCAGAAGAAAGAAAUCUUAUUUGUGAGGUGUUCUAAUUUCAUCAACUGGUUCUGAUUGUUUGUUGGAAGCCAUUGUGGUGAAUAUCUCUGUGAUAAUUUGCAAGUUGAGAAACGGAGCUCCGCAAAUGCGAAGUUCCUGGCUGUCCUCUGUCAGACUGACUAGCAUGUGUGAAGUUAGAACACCCUGGUUCCCUUUGCAUUGUUGACUCGAGCAAGGUUAGAGAGAGAGAAGCAGGGACAUCAUUUUGGCAGCCAAAAUCUCCCGAGUUGUGGCACUCGUUCAUUUUCAUUUACUGAUAUUUUGUUCUGUGCCAACAACAAUGAUUUUGACAUCCAAAAUGGUGGCGACCCAAAUGAUAACGUCCCCUGCAACUCUUUACAGCUGCCACUUUCUACUUCAGAAAUCAAUGGAGUCUUGGUUCAGAAGAAGCAGGGUUAUUUCCUAGGGACAAAGUAACCCUGAACAGAUGUAGGUAUUUCUAAAGUCAACCAGCUUGUGACCUGAGUGGUGUUGCCAAAGGGGCUUGUGGGGAAAUGUAUCACAGUACAAUGGUUUAUGGCAGUACCACGUGAACCAAUGACCAUAACAACGGUUGUCACUAGGGUUUCUGUGCAGCAAGAUGUUUCCAAAUGACCUUUCACGAUAUGAAGUUAGUAGGGCAGCGCAAUCUGAUUUGAAAGGAUGCAGUAUGGGCACCAAGGCCAGGUCAGGUCUGUGGUUGUGAAGUGAGCUUGUUCUUUGAACAAUUUGAACUCUGGUGAUCGAAAGGGUUUCUAACUUCUGUUUGUGGACCAGAGAAAAUUGAAUAAAACUCGGAAAGAGAAAAUUCUAAGAAGUACCCAGAUCCUAAUUGAAAUGGUUUCAUUGCAAAGGCCCUAGUGGACUUGAAAAAGAAUCCAUGUGAUGGGGUUUGGGUGGUCUUCUUAGAUAUUUUCUAUUUUAGCAAUUUUAUUGGUAAUAUGCAAAUUCUGCUGCCACUUGACUGUCUGUGAUAUGCUGAUCCCCCAAAGCCCAUCACAUGGGUAGAUUCAACUGAACUAAUACAGCAUUAUCCUGAGUGGCAUUGAUCCACCCAAGGAAAAAUGGUUUGAGUCAAGUCGACUGUAUGGCUGUGAGCACAUUGGGUGGUUAUCCGUGUAAGAAGAAAUGAGCUACUUUUGUCCCUUGAGUGAACAGGCUUGUUGUUUGGCGUUACUGAAGUAUAAAGUGGUAGGCAUUGGCAAAUGGUAUCAAAGUUCAGUUCAGAAAUGUAAUGCAAGUUCGAGCUGUAAAAGGUGGAAAUGAGAAGACAGUGGUUGGUGGACAUGAUAUUGUGAGAGUGUUGGCAGGCAUAAAAGAUCUCACAAUUUAAAAGUGAGUCUGCCUUCGAUUGUUGGCGAAUUAUCAUGCAUGACUGAUGUGGGUGAAACCGAACAGUCAAUGUGAAUGACUCCCUACGAUCUGAGGCUUUCCUAUUUGCUGCUGAUGGAGAUCCUAAUCUCAUGAUCGCUGAUUUUAUCAAUUCAAAGUCUCAAACAUGCAUUUAAAAGCAGCUACCGGUUUCCCAAAGGUACUAAUGGUGCAGUGGUUGAAACGGUGGCACAUAAGUGUUUUAUCAUCUGAAGAAACUGUGACAACAAAUGGGGUGCUAGCACAUGAUGUCUUCCAACAUGUGUAACCGAUAAACUCGCGUGUUAGGAGUAUUCUGUCGCACAGGCCAAAACACCACUUGUGUUCUUACUAUUAAAGCAUUUAUUUUUAUACAAACUAUACACAAUAAAACACCAGCUGCUACUUAGUGAGGUGGUAACAUUCUGUAUUUUCUAGUGAAAUUUUUACACUCGUUUUGUAGGGUAAAAGAACCAAUUUGAGAUUGUCUUCAGACAUUUCAUUGUUUAUUCACUCCUUGACUUGCAUUUCGAGCUGUCUCUGUGCCAUGCUUGCCAAACAAUGGUGUUGUCCUCGCCAUUCAAAUUUGCUGUCUUUCCUUUACCUCUUCAAUCGCCCCAGCACCCUCAUGACAAUAAGCCGCCUUGCUUCGGCCCAGGGCUGAUGUUUAGGGGGUGGUGGGUGUGCACUCUGCUGCCCUAUUUAUGUGGGCCUGAUCUAUGUUACGUACAGUGAAGAAUUCCUUUUCAAAUAUCAAAUAUUAUGCAGCUUCUUGUGAGCUUUAAAGAAUGGCUAGGACACUCCUGGAUAUAUGCAAGGGACCAAUUUUUGUGUGACAUCAGAUUGGUUGGCCUUGCCAGAUUUCAGUCGUGUUUCCCUGUUCAGUGACUUGUUUGCAAACUGUGUGCUGAAACGUUCUUUGCUGAAUUUCCAGGUGUGUUAUUUCAUUGUAUGAUUUUAUGUAUUUCCUGUGUAUUUCUUGUGUAUUGUACUUCUGACCUUUGUGCUUGGUAUUUUGUUCAUGUUUGUGUUGUGGAGGGAGAGUUUGGUGUCCUGGUUACAUAAUGACGACAACCAUACGAUCAAUGUCAACCGUUCCAAUCCAAUAAGACUGGUCACAAAACAAAGAUGACAUUUGUGCAAAACACCUGCAUAUUGUACUGCAAAUGCCAUAGUAUUCAAGGAGUAGAUAUUCAACCCUGACAUCUGGUGUUGUCAAUUUGAAGUUAGAGUAAUGAUCAUAAAAUUCUGGUAAUUUUUUACAUCAGCACUUGGUGAUCUCCGCAAACAGCAAAAAUAUUGAACCAAGGGUGAACACUUGGCCUAGUCCCGAUGGCGACACGUGCCAAAUCCUUAUAGUUUGAUAAGUCAUUAUGCAUCCGAUGACCAAGCUUUCCCCCUCGAAAAACUUCAGAGACUGUUGGUUUUGGGAAGUAUGGCACUAAUUGUUAUUUUGUCUGAAUAUGUACAUUUUAUGCAAUAAUCAAUUCGAAACAGUCCUGGUUGGAGCAAUUUGAUAUGACCUUCUGCCAGAAUUGACACUGAGGGCACUCAAGCGGCUAGCUUGGGUUGACACAAUGUAUUUGUCUAAUGAGGUGGUUGAUUCGUGAUCGCUAAAAUUGACCUUACAUUUGCUCAAAAACAACCAGGGACUGCAUGUCUUCUUAUGAUGCUAUUGUUCUUGUAACAGCUUUGGUAGUCGCCACAUUACAUUCACUAAGUCACUAGUUUAGAUAGAUGAGUUGAGUUUAGGUCAUUCGUUGAAACUUCCAAAUUCUCAUCAGGCCAAGAAAUCUCAAUGGUCUGGUUUACGUAGAUACACAAGCAUCAUGGAAGAUGCAAAAGCCCAAGAAUUUGCCUUUUAUGGACAGUGGAUGACUCUUUUUCUAUUAGGAAUACCAGCAUGAUUUACUCAAUAAUAAGCACCUUUACCUUUACUGAGUGCUCCAUUCAGUUUCUGUGAUCAGUGAAUUCUGUUCUUUUAGCUUGGAAGUAAGAAGUGAAAAAUCUUCUCAUAGCAUUCCUCUAGUCCAUAAAGGAUUGAUUUUAAUUGCUGGCUCAGAUCUAACUUUAGUCACCUUGGGACUUGCUUGUUUUAUUGUUGAUCUUUCAAAUUUGUCAUUAAAAUUACAAUAAAAAAAUCUAUUGUGUAUUAAA
Messenger RNA from Lineus longissimus, 6699 nucleotides. RefSeq names its product probable ATP-dependent RNA helicase vasa-like. The transcript has 22 exons. Gene Ontology annotation, biological process: gamete generation; cell differentiation. Gene Ontology annotation, molecular function: zinc ion binding; RNA binding; RNA helicase activity. The record is from RefSeq and is a predicted model, not a curated record. Gene Ontology annotation, cellular component: nucleus; P granule. NCBI's taxonomy places the organism in Eukaryota, Metazoa, Nemertea, Pilidiophora, Heteronemertea, Lineidae. Bases 378 to 2834 code for a protein of 818 amino acids.